Rhizopus microsporus ATCC 52813 is the source of this 873-nucleotide messenger RNA. RefSeq lists its product as uncharacterized. Bases 1 to 873 code for a protein of 290 amino acids. The transcript has a single exon. The record is from RefSeq and is a predicted model, not a curated record. NCBI's taxonomy places the organism in Eukaryota, Fungi, Mucoromycota, Mucoromycetes, Mucorales, Rhizopodaceae. Gene Ontology annotation, molecular function: protein binding.
AUGACUUUAUUUACAGAUAAAAAAGUCAAGGGCGAUGACGAAUCUGACAAGAGCUCCAUUCGUUUAUCUGAAUCAGUACAGUUCCAACGUGAUGAUAUCCUGAUCUGCGCUACCCAUGGAAAGAUAUAUGCUAUACAUAAGAGAGAUGGUACUAGACUCUGGAGCUCAAAAUUCCCAACGGGCGCGUCAGGUGGUAUAGUCGCACUCUUUGUUACGGACUAUGAUAAACUGAUCGCUGGUGCAAAUGGUAAAACCGCCUGCUUAGAUCUGAUGACAGGGGAGACAUUGUGGGUGAAUAAGAUGCCUGGAUUUGGAUACUCUGAGGUCUCAGUGAUCAGUACACCUAGUCGAUUUUUAUCUCCCAGGGAAGGAUUCCAAAGCGUUGAACCACCUGGAUAUAACGAACCAUCUAACCUGGGAAGACCCAUCAUCCUGGCAGCCUCAAAAGGUAAAAUCAUGGCUAUUGAUAGCUACAGUGGCGAAGAGAUGUGGAGAUACAAUUGCCCAGGCGGCUGGUACAAUAUACCUGUUUCGAUUAUAGAGCCACCCAGUUUAGAGCAUGGACGACCUGAACAACUUGUAUAUGUCGGAGCAGGAAAGUGGGUGUACUGUUUACGAGCACAAACGGGCGAGGUCGUAUGGAGCUGCAAGGUCUCAGGCGCUAUGUUUGGACUGAACUACAUGACACUGGCCACACCAUGGAGCUCUCGGCUUGCUGCUGAAGCAUAUUCUGCAUUUAGUCAAAACCCUAGUGCUCAAGCAAGAGACUGGGAAAGAGAAAAAGAGAGAAAAAAAUCAUUAUACAGAACGAAAAGAGCAACAGAAGCACAGCAGAGAUCAGUUGUGGCUAGCUUUCAAAAUUUCUACGAAUAA